UCUCCACUCUUCUAAAAGGCUUGACUGUUCAGGUGUGGUGACUUUGCCGAAAGAGCAAGGCCCUUGGGUAUUUGAGACCAUGUCUGAUGGAGAGCUUCUAACUACAUCAGUCCCCUUCAAACGAGGCUGUAAAGUCAGAGCAAGUCUACCUGUAUCACGUUCCAGCUGUCAAACAAGCGAGAUGCCACCAGGUGUGCUUUACCUGCAGUAUGGGGGGGAGACAAAGAAGGUCGUGAUUUCAACUGAGAUCAGCAGUGAGGACUCCCUGCGGUCUCUGUUUGUCACUGCCUUUCCCCAUCAGCUUACCAUGAAGAUGCUGCUGCCUCCAAACAUGGCCGUCUGCAUCAAGGACACCAAUCGUAAUGUGUACCAUAACUUAGAAGACCUCAGAGACAUAACACCAUAUUCCUGUCUAAAAGCAUAUCAUAGAAAUCCAGGACAUGUGUUCAGCCUCCAUGCCAGGCCUGCCAACUCUGAAGGAAAGCAGAUUUUCAAAGAGCUGCUCUAUGGCAAUCACAGUCCAAUCCACAGCAAGCCUUCAUCUGGCCGCAACACCCUGCACAGUUUGCAGGGAUCAAUGUCCCCACCUAUGGUCCGAUCCAUGCCCUCCUCGCCUUCCAGAGUGGCCUACGUUGGAGGUGGCGCCCAUGGAAAGAAAGGAAUCGUAGACCCAGGCAGUGCCCCAAUGCCACAUCAAUGCCAGCCAGGGAGGGGACGAUCCAGCACUGUGUUCUCCAGCAGUAGUGCCAUACUGGAGAGAAGAGAUGUCAAACCUGAUGGAGACAUUGAUACAAGCACAGCCUUGGUGCUAUGUGGAGAUGGAGGAUCACAUUACCCUGAGUGCUACCGUUCCGCAUCAGUGGAUGUAAGAGGAGGUCGCCACAAUAUAGCCUCCUAUUGUAGCAGUCCCCCUGUGAUCACUCGUGGCUCAGUGGACGUGGGGGUCUUUGGGAUCCCAGUUGGGCUGCAGCAGUAUCGAGCCUCCAUCAAACCCCUGAUGGGCUACGGGGAAAGCAUGGAACGCCAUACCAACCCUGUUCACAGGCAAAAGAGCAGGAAGUAUGGAAACAAUCACAUUCAUCCACUAGGAAUCAACAGCCCACCUCCUUCUCCUCACAGAAGAAAUGAAGUCAGGAUGUUCAAUGAACAGGUGAUUAGAGGUCCAAGCCAAGAUCACAACAGCAGUGGGCUCAGAGUGGAGGUAAUCGGCAAAAGAGGCUCAUCAUCUUCCACCUCAUCAGUAUUUUGUGACAGUCCUCUGGAACAACCUGAAACACUGUUUACGGCCCAUAUGACAGCCUGUAAUACCCAAAGUGAGAGAAUGAAAGCCAUGGAGGAGCAGAUAGCCAGUUUAGCAGGACUGGUGCACCAUGCUCUGUCCAUGGGAUCAGAUGUUGUUGGACCAAAGGAAGCUAUCAGUCAGAAUGCAGAACACAAACUCGCCAAUAAUGAGGCAGUAUUUGACUCAGAGAUUCCUGAUGCUUUGACUGAAAGCGUCAGCUCCACCCCUCUUGCCCUCCAGGCCCCUUCCUUUAAUGGCCGGCUGCGACAGAAUUUGAUGUUUGUGAAGAGAGAUAUUUGUGAACUGCGACUGCAGCUUUGCCAACUUAAGUGUUUACAGCUAUCCAACCUGGAAAGUGUGAGUUCGAUGCUGCGUAUGGUAAGUCCCAAGCUGGUGAUGUUGAUGUGUGAGAAGCUGGCCCAAUCAGAGGAUGCAGAGUACAGACAGAGAGCUGAGAUGGAGGAGGACCGAAUCCACUAUCUCUCCUCUGAGAAGAAAAUCCUUACACAGCUCAGCGAACUGGAGGACUAUGCAGAGUGUUUGGAAAGCUCUUCUUCUCUUCCCGGUCAGCCAUCCUUCACUCUCAGAGAUGUGGAAGAGGGAGCAGUGAGCCUUCAAAGGCUUGGAGAGGCUCUGGCUGUCCUUAAAGGAGAGUUCCCACUACUGCAGGCAAAAAUGCGCUCAGUGCUGAGGCUGGAAGUGGAGGCAGUGCGCUUUCUGAAAGAAGAGCCUCACAAGAUGGACUCCAUGUUGACAAGGGUCAAAGCCCUGACUGAAACUCUUAGUUCUCUCCACAGAUGUGUGUCGGAUUCUACGCCCUCAACCAGAUUCGCACAAGUGGAGCCUCUAAAAAUCCAAAACCAGGGAAAAGCAACAACUCAGAGCCCACAAAGUUCACCCAAACUACAGCCUCGGUACCCAGUCAAAGACUCCCUUCUUACCCCGCUUCCCUCUAUGAGCCAGGCUGAAGUCAGUUCAGUUGCCUCAGCUUCCCCCAUCAUUGCCUGCAAAACGAAGAGGACAGCAACCUUCAAUCACCACAACAGCUUUCCAACAAUCAGUCAUGGACUAGACUCACCCACUGUGGCCAAGAAUACACAGAGACAAUCUCCAGAGGGCAGUCUACUUGUAGAGAUCAAGAGCAUAAACCAGUCUUGGACCAGCAGAGACUCCCAGCUCACGAGUAAUGAUCACAGUGACACCAAGUCAAUACAUAUUGCCACAGAUUCUGUCUGGGUUCUCCAGGAGACGCCACACAUUGCAUCAAAGUCCACUGUCAACAUCUCAGAGAACAAGGAAGUUUGCUGUGACUCUGCCUCAGGAAAGAAAUCUCUUAAGGAAUCGCCAUCAAAGCAAUACACACCUGUAGAGCUGACUAAUCAAGCAGAGCAGGAAGCAGAGAUUUCUGACACCCAGAAAAACACAGCUCCAAAGCGAAGUGAUGAUGGGGACUGCAGUGAGAAAAGAAGUACAAACACAGCUCCUGCCGCCAUUGCUAAUCCACCUCCAGCAGCCUAUCCACGUACAGGGAGCAGCAGAUGGCCACAGCUGGAGAAACCUCGCCGCUCCAGUGACAAAAGGCAGGGCAGCAAGUCCCUUCCUCCCCCACAGAACCUCCAUGGCAUCUCUUCAGUUAGGUCAGGAGAACCAGUCAUCACCACCUACAAAGAGACUGAUGGAAUUCAGAGCUCCAGCAUCUCUGCUCAGAUACCCCGCAGUAAUUUACUGCGUGCUUCAGCUGAGGAAGGAACGGAAGUUCUGCAGCAGCCCAACAAAAACAGCAACAUCGUGUCCCCGCUUCAUGCUAACAUAGGAAGAGGUCUCUAGGCAGGAAGGACCAUCACUGCCCUGUCAUCACUACAGCUACGAAUUUAUUCUACUCAUCAGCUCCUCCUUGCCCAUCCCUCUUCUUCUUCUCCAUCACAGUAGGAUCUGGAUGUUUUUGUUGGACUUCUGCACUUCUGGACAUGGUCUACAAAGGACAUGUUGUGGAAGUACUGUGCAACUAUUUGGAGAUUAAAUGGUAAAGAGUUUGUACUUUUUUAGCUCUUUAUCAAGUCCGAGGACCCCAAAGCACUUUAAACUACAAUCAGUCAUCCACCCAUUCAUACACACAUUCACACACUGACAGUAGUGAGCUACACUGUAGCCACAGCUGCCCUGUGGCACACUGGCAGAAGUGAGGCUGUCAUAUAAUCAGUGCCACUGGGCCCUCUGACCACCAUCAGCUGGCAAGGUGGGUGAAGUGUCUUGCCCCAAGGACACAACAACUGGACAGACAGAGCAGAGGGUUCAAACCCUUUGCCAUGGUUGCCUCAUAAAAACACAGUAUACAAUAAAAUGAGAGGACUAAUAAGCACACUGUAUUCCUACAGCAAUAUUGUGGUGUGUGUGCAGGUAUUUAUGAAUGAAGUGUUUCUAAGACAGGAAAAACUAAAGGUUUGCUGUGGGCUUGUAAAGGUUUAGCUAAUAUCAGCUAACUCCUGUGUGGUCCUAAACCUUACUAUGGAACUGUCUGUGGUCAUUAACACUAAAACAGUGACUGAAUUCAGCCAACACAAGGUUUAUUGUCUUUGUAAAACAUCCUCUGAAUUUUUAUCAUGUCAUUAGGAAUACAGUGGCUUGUAAAAGUAUUCAUACCCCUUGAACGUUUCCACAUAUUAUCAAAUUAUACCCACAAACAUAAAUAAUAAAUAUAUUUUUUGGGAACUGUAUGUGAAAG
Messenger RNA from Girardinichthys multiradiatus, 4004 nucleotides. Its product is annotated as sickle tail protein homolog. The coding region runs from base 80 to 3109 and encodes 1009 amino acids. The record is from RefSeq and is a predicted model, not a curated record. The transcript is spliced from 19 exons. NCBI's taxonomy places the organism in Eukaryota, Metazoa, Chordata, Actinopteri, Cyprinodontiformes, Goodeidae. Gene Ontology annotation, cellular component: cytoplasm.